Cylas formicarius (sweet potato weevil) is the source of this 1500-nucleotide messenger RNA. Its product is annotated as adenosine deaminase 2-A-like. The record is from RefSeq and is a predicted model, not a curated record. NCBI's taxonomy places the organism in Eukaryota, Metazoa, Arthropoda, Insecta, Coleoptera, Brentidae. The transcript is spliced from 2 exons. Gene Ontology annotation, molecular function: adenosine deaminase activity. The coding region runs from base 1 to 1500 and encodes 499 amino acids. Gene Ontology annotation, biological process: inosine biosynthetic process; adenosine catabolic process.
AUGAGAGGCUUUGUAGUGUUAAGUUGCUUCCUGGUGUUGUGCGCCGCCGUCGACUACGAAGCUGACAGGAAAUUACUGAUCGACGUCAGUCUAAGAAGAAGCAUAGGGUACGAACUACAGCUCACUCCAAAUGAAAUCGAGGCAGACGACAUAUUUUUGAGUUUAAAAUACGCGGAGCUGGAUGAAGGUUUCGUAAAUCCAAAAAAAUUUCUGGUCGCCCAACACUUCUACGAAGUCAGGCAUAACAUUACCGAAUCUGAGGUAUUCAAAUUCAUCAAAAAGGUUCCGAAGGGUACCGCGUUACACGCGCACGACCUAUUUAUGGUUUCCGGUGACUUUUUCUUUAACAUGACGUAUAAAUAUGCGGACAACUUAUACGUUCUCGAUAAUCCUCCGAACGACAUACGAGUGGGAUUCUUCAAUGCCGGCGAGCAGCCGAGCUCAUGGGUCUUGAUUUCGAGCGCCAGAGAGAACAGUUCCACAUUCGAUGUCCGAUUAAGAAGUCAACUCACCUUGGUGGUUUGGAAUCCGAAGCUCGUUUACAACGACACGGAUGACGUCUGGAAUAGAUUCAGAAGUACCUUUCCCAGCACCAUUCCGCUGAUCACCUACCAGCCGAUUUUCAAGGACUGCUUCUACCAGGCCUUAAAAGAACUCUACGAGGACAACGUCAAGUAUUUGGAGUUUAGGGGUUUGUUUCCACAGCUCUACGACUUGAACAAUACCGCGUACGACAAAGACACACUCAUGCAGCUCUACAUCGACACGACGCAGGAAUUUAUCAACGACUUUCCUGAUUUUUGGGGAACCAGAUUCAUUUACGGACCGAGCAGGAACGUUAAUCAGUCCGUGGUUCAGCAAUACAUAGACGACUUCUUAGAACUACAAGCUAAGUUUCCCGAUUUUGUGGUGGGAUUCGAUUUGACCGACCAGGAAGAUAAAGGUCGUCCGCUAGCAGAUUUCAUACCGCAACUUCAACAGCUCCAAAACAAAACCAACUUCUUUUUCCACGCGGGCGAGAGCGAUUGGUUCGGCGAACCCACCGACGAAAAUCUUUUUGACGCCAUUUUGCUCGGCACAAAAAGGAUCGGACACGGGUUUGCACUUAUAAAGUACACACUCUUGAUGGAGAUGGUAAAGGAAAAAGGGAUAGCUAUCGAGCUAAGUCCGAUCUCCAAUUUGAUCGGGAUCUUGGUGAACGAGGCUAGAAAUCAUCCGGGCACUUACUACAUUGCCAACAAUCUUCCAGUUGUUAUUUGUCAUGACGAUCCGACCAUCUGGGGCACUAAAGGUGUUAACUACGAUUGGUACGUGGCGUUCAUGGGGAUGACCCACAGAGACAACGGCUUGGGCACUUUGAAACAGUUAGCUAUAAACUCCAUUCAAUAUAGCGCGAUGACGGAUGAUCAAAAAUCGGUGGCCAUGAACAAAUGGCAAGCGGACUGGGAUCAGUUUAUCCAAGAAGUCUUGGCAGAGGAUAACCAACUUGUUAUAGUUUAA